UUCAGAAUCCCUCAUUUACUUUGGAAUUUUACAUGUAUCGCCAACUUGAUCUGCGUAUAUCUGAUGUCGAGAGACCAAGAUUUGGCUACGCACAUGAAAUGCAUAUCUUCUCUGAUGUCAGUGUGUUAGUUUGUGAUUACCUGCCGUAUGGAACUCUCCUGGAUGUCAUAAAUUCUCACUUAGUAGUCGGUCGAUACAUGGAUGAAGUUCUAUGCAUGUAUUAUACCAUAGAGAUGCUGAACAUGUUGGAAACACUGCAUAGUGUUGGCAUAAUCCAUGGUGAUUUCAAACCUGACAACAUCCUUGUUUGCUACCCGAGGUAGCUAUACCAUAUUGCCAUUACUGUUAGUCUGUUACCA
Molecule: messenger RNA, 359 nt
Organism: Zea mays
Lineage: Eukaryota; Viridiplantae; Streptophyta; Magnoliopsida; Poales; Poaceae
Product: mitotic checkpoint serine/threonine-protein kinase BUB1-like
Exons: 3
Coding region: 33-323 (96 amino acids)
Biological process (GO): protein phosphorylation; meiotic sister chromatid cohesion, centromeric; mitotic spindle assembly checkpoint signaling
Molecular function (GO): protein kinase activity; ATP binding
Source: RefSeq, a predicted model, not a curated record